Mollisia scopiformis is the source of this 3198-nucleotide messenger RNA. RefSeq lists its product as uncharacterized. NCBI's taxonomy places the organism in Eukaryota, Fungi, Ascomycota, Leotiomycetes, Helotiales, Mollisiaceae. The transcript is spliced from 3 exons. The record is from RefSeq and is a predicted model, not a curated record. Gene Ontology annotation, molecular function: metal ion binding. Bases 465 to 2750 code for a protein of 761 amino acids.
GUGAGAAGUGUGAACGAAGCAGAUAUCCUGAUGAUUGGUGCCCGCUUUCUAUCCUCAACGAAUGUUGACAUGUCCAUGCACUUGCAGGAGUUUACUGGCUAGGAAAAACUCGAUGUGAAACCGCCAUAGGCCAAGAGCACUGAUAAUAAACUUUUUAGAUGCAGGGUUUGGGAAGACGCGACCCUAACGCUAUCUCCAAUACAGUAUUGAGGUUUGAUCCACACGUCACUAACUUAUAAUGGUGUCGUCCCCAGCCCUGAUAUUAUUUCUGUCAUUUUGUUCUGAUUUCCUUCCUUCAUAAUUGAACUCUUUUCAGAGCUAUCGUUUUCUUCAAUUGCCCGACAUAAGAAACUUCUCUAGCUAAAGCUACCAAGCCACAAAGGAUCUUGCACAUGCCACAAAAGCAAUUAUCCAGCUGCUGCUACAAUUCUUCCAAUUGAUAGCACAAUAAAAGAAUCUAGAACAUGGCGCUCUCACCAACUGCUGCUCGGGCAUUGGAGCAGGUCAAGAUGGGCCUUUACAUGCUCCGUGGAGCUGAUUACUUCACCGAAGAAGAAUGGAUCAAGAUCGAUGGCUUGAUUCAUAAAGGUCGAUAUGUAUUCACGAACGGCCCACAACAACAGCACGUUCUCGACCAAGAAUUGAUCAGCUUCGACGACAUCAACGAGCAGAACGAUUUCAGCGUUCAGAUUCCUCCGAGAGCUUUCAACACCAUCAAAGCAGAGAUUAUGGAAGUCUCUGAACGGCAGGUCCAUUCCCCUAUGUCGGAUCCUGCCGACUUGACCGACUUGGAAACACCCAAUACCACUUCUGCAGAAGUUUCUUCUGACGAUGAACCUUCUCUCCCAAACACAACGGACAAGACUUCUACAACGACUUCUCAGCCUGCUGAGCCUACUCCUACCCCGAAACGCGAACCAGUGGCACGCCCCAUAAACGGCGGCUUGUCAUUCUAUACACAAGCUCAAUUGGACGAAGUCAAUGCCUUCAACUCAGGGCUCACAAAGGCAGGGCAAAAGUCUAAGCCUGGCAAACACAAGAAAAAUGGUGAAGAAUCAUACCCACCAUCAGCUUGGUCCCAAAAUGAGGCCUCAGAGCCGGCAGCAUACCAGACUCCAACGCCCUCUGAGCACGCAACCCGCUCUCAAAUUCAGACCUGGGCAUCAGAUGUCCAAGCUCAAGACGCGUCUCCCAGCAGUACACCAGAAAUUGCAGCACCAGCUCCAACCAAGACAUGGACUGCAACUCCACCACUAGCACCCAAGCCUAUCAUCGAAGCUUUCAAGAAGACGCAUGGUCACAGCCCCAAGUCAAUCAACGAUAUCGCACAACCUAACAAUCCUGAAUUUCGUCCUUUGACAGCUCGUCCCGUGUCCCGUGUCUCCCACAAGUCCGCCAAAUCGUCUGCCAAAUCUGCUACUCCAGUACCUCCGUCAAUCCUUAACCCGCACAAGCCCCUACACUUCAAACCUGGCGUUGUCAUAAUCGCGCCAAGAGACGUACCUAAGAUGUCCCCCAUCCACCUGGAGAUCAAGGCCGGUGAUCAAAUCAAGGUCUGCAAGCACGUCUCUGGCAUCACACAUGGAGGCGAGAACUUGAGGACCAAACAGAGAGGCCAAUUCACAGAAGAUGCUUUCAAGAAGGGUGUCAUGUCGGCCGAGACUCUGAUCCAGCAGCAGAGAGCAGCGUUAAGUGCAAAAUCUGUGGCCAUGACGGCAAUGAGUGUUAGCACUGUCUCCAAUGGACUAGAGAGGAUCGAGGGCAUCAAUGCUCAGGAGUGGGAUGAUGUUAAAUACGUCUCCGAGGCAAAGACGAGCAUGCCUGCACGACCCAACACAGUGCAGCCGCAGAUUCUGAAGCCUACUGCUAUCGGUCUUGGAGCAAGUCGUUUUGCCGACGAGGACGAAAGCGUGAAGUCCGGUAGCGAGAACCACGAGUUCCAAGGCAUGAGCAAAGAGGAAAUCAACCAGCUAUUCGACGAGAGACUCGCCAAAAUCCUCGCAGCCCAACAGCCCAGCACUCUAAUCCAACCCCCCAAAGCACCCUGGACCCUCCCCCGCAAACCCCCCAUCACCGACCCCCUCAAGAAAGUAACCCCCAAAACAGCAACCUGCUGGUGGUGGGCAACCCCCAACAAAGAAUGCCGCUUCACCGCCGACGAGUGCCGGGACCUGCACGCCUACCUACCCGCCACCGCCGCCAUCGACCCGGCCAACCUACGCAUGGGGAAACCGACCUGGGGCGCGCUCGCCGAUUCCCUGCCGGCGAAACCACCCACUGGCUCAGAAAACAGCGAAGAGGGGCCCAGCGGACAAGCGAACACGGGGCCCUUUAAGUCGAAGACGUGCUGGUAUUGGGCGAACGAUGCGUCGGGGUGUAAUAACUCGGCGGAGGAGUGCAAAUACCUGCACGAGCGCAGUCCCGCGGGUGUAGCUAAUAAGCCGAAUGCGUGGAAGAAGUUGCCGUGGAAUCGGUUCGCUAGUCCGGGGGAGAAGGAAGGUGGGUGCGCGUGGACUGUUAAUGGGGAUGGGGAGAUGGAUGGUGGUGGAGAGGUGAGAGAGCAGGUGGUUGAGACUGCGCGUGCGGUGAAUGAGUGGGGAUACUUGAAUAAGACUGGACCUAGUGCGUGGGCUGCUGAGGUUUCUGCUACGGUUAGUCUGAGUGGUUGGGGUGCUGACAGCGACAAGUAUAAGCCGCCGCAUAUCAAGGCUUUGGAAGAGAAGGCUCUUGUUGAGGCUGUUGGCUGGUAAAGCGUAUCUGGGCCUAUUUCAUCUUUUGUCUGGAGUCUGUUUCUGUUUGUGUUUGGAGCAAGUUGGUUGUUUUUGUUUGUGUGAGCGAUGGAUUGAGAGCGUUAUUUCUUGAGUUUAUGUGGAGAGAUGAUGUGGAGGAAGUUCAACUGAGCAAUACUUCUCGAAGUUAUAUUAUGCCUGGGAGAGUGGGAAACGGGCUUCGCUAUGCGAAAAACAACAGUUAUUGAACAAAUUCAAGUGGGGGAGAGGAAGGAUUCGGGAUCUUUAUGGAAUGGAGAAUGUAUUCGACAUCUUAUCGAUCAUUGAACAGGAGGUGGAAGAAAAAGUCCUCCACGAGAGGAAGAGAAAAGAAAUUGGAAUCCACAAUAGUAUCGGAAAGCUUAUGGGACCUGGGAAUUGGGAUGGAUAUUCAGCAAAAUAACAAGAAACAGAGACGACUUUACGAAAU